AUGCGCGGCCUCACUCAGGCUGCAGCCGCCAUGCUGACACCCGCGUUGGUGUUGGCCCAUGGACCUCCUCAUCCUCCCCCUCCCCCUCCCCCUCCUCCACCCCAUAUGGGCUUUCUGCCUUCAGCUCUCGACGUGACACCUUCAGCCUUUGUCACCGUCAAGGUCCCUUGGAGCGAGACUGAGUCGUAUCCUUUGACACUGCGAUUUGAUGUGGAGGAGUCAGAAGAAGUUUGCGGUCCUGCCAGCAUCAAGCUCAAUGGCGAGCCUCUCGACCAGGACGCCAAGGGCCAGGGCGUUGGAUCAUUCCUCAUCAACAACGAGACCACUAUCUCAGCCGAUUGGGCUUUCGAGUGCAUCGGACCCAAGGAGUUCCCCUUCGCUCAGUCAAUGCGCUUCAACGUCAAGGCUCUUGAUGACAUGGCCGUCUAUGAGGAGUCUUCCUUCUUGAUGACCUUCAAGCAAACCGCACCUGUCCGAAUUUCCGAUGUUGGAAACGCUGACUACGUAUGGAGUCUGUCCAUGCCCUUCAGCAAAGAGAACAACACCUCCACAGGCGACAAGCCCGCGUCCGAUAACGCGCCUCCGAUCUGGGAGAGCCCCCACCGCGAUUUCCAGGACCCCGAGGAGGAGCUUCAGGUCGAGUUGAUGGAAUUGGAAGCUCUUCACAAGCAGAUUCUUCAGCUUGAGCAGCUUGUUGAGGAGCGAGAGGCGUCUGUUGCUAAGAAGCUUGGCAAGAAGUACCCUCCUCCUCCCCCUUCUACUUACAAGAAGAUCAAGGAUUGUGAUGGAGUUCAGUGUGUUUUGCACACCGUGACUGAUGAGAUGCGACAUACCGCUCAUCGAUUCUACGACCACGUUUUCGGACCUCCUCCUCCUCCCCCACCUCACCAUGGCCCUCCUCACGGUCCUCAUCAUGGAAACGGCACUCACCCUCACCCUCAUCCUCCUCACCACGGUCCUCCUCACCAUGGACCUCCCCCGCCUCCUCCUCCUCCUCCCCACCAUGGACAUCUUCCUUUCCCUUUCCCUGGAGGCCAUCCUCCCCCUCCAGAGUGCCCUCCUUGCUCUUGUGAUCCUCAUCACGGCAACCCUCCCCCUCCUCCUCACCACGGAGAUAAGCCCCACGAGCCUCACCAUGACAAGCCUGAGCAUGGUCCCGAUCACGGUCCUGAGCACGGUUUCCACGCUGAGGGCCACGAGGGUCACCCACCCCCACCUCCUCCUCCCCACCCCAUCAUUGCAAUCCUUGGCAUCGCCGCUAUUGCUCUGGCUCUUUUCAUCGGUAUUGCUGUUGCCUACAUCCACCGUCGCAUCGCUCGUCUCAGCCCCGAAUCUCGACGUGCUAUCCGACGCGCAUUCCGUCAGUCCCCUGAAGAGCGCCGUCAGGGUUCUGCUCUGAAGGCUGCUUACCGUGCUUUCAUUUCUCGAUGGGUCGAGAACGACGAGGACGAGAAGGAGGCCAUGCUCAGCGGUGGCCGACACCGAAGAACCUCCAGCGCUGCGACCAUGGAAGAGGAGAUUGCUUCCUUCCGUGAGGCUGCCAACAUGGUUGAUGGUAUCGUUGCUGCUGAGGAAGGUCACCACAGCCGCGCCCAUUCUUACAGCUACGCCCCUAGCUCUUCUACUCCUUCCCACUCAUCACACCACACCGCCGCAGGAUACCCUACUUUUGCGGACGAUGCAAGCCUUCCUCCCUACGAUGACGAUGAGCGCGACUCAUCCGUUGUCACAGAUGGAUGCCGAUACACUCCUGGCAGCUCCGAUUAUACCCCUUCCAACUCCGGAUCCAAUGCCAGCGACGUCCUCGGCGACACCAAGAACUAA
Fusarium coffeatum is the source of this 1824-nucleotide messenger RNA. RefSeq lists its product as uncharacterized. The transcript is spliced from 3 exons. Bases 1 to 1824 code for a protein of 607 amino acids. The record is from RefSeq and is a predicted model, not a curated record. Lineage: Eukaryota; Fungi; Ascomycota; Sordariomycetes; Hypocreales; Nectriaceae.